AUGCUAAAUAGAGCCGCAAGCACAUCUGUGAGUAGAAAAAUGACAUCGAAAUUUACUCUUUCGGCUGUCGAGCAGAAUGUGUGCUCGCUUUUGAAAGACUACAGCCGCGAAUAUAAUCAGAUAAACAAACUUGCGGAGCCAUUGACUCUUAGAAUUACAGGAGGAUGGGUUCGUGACAAAUUGCUGGGCUUGAACUCUCAUGAUUUGGAUAUUGCCGUUAACACUAUGUCCGGCGAACAGUUUGCACACGGACUUAGCGAUUUUUUGGUCAAAAACCACCAAACUUAUGGAAUCACUCCCCAUUCUAUUCACAAAAUUGAUAAGAAUCCAGAAAAAUCAAAACAUUUGGAGACUGCCACUACAAAACUCUUCGAUAUCGAGGUAGAUUUUGUGAAUCUCAGAUCAGAAGAAUAUUCUAAUGACUCUCGGAUUCCAAUCGUCGAAUUUGGAACCCCAGAACAAGACGCUCUUCGGCGCGAUGCUACUUUGAAUGCUUUAUUUUACAACAUUCAACGCGACGAAAUUGAGGAUUUUACGAAAACGGGAUUACAAGACUUAGAAAGAGGUGUGUUACGCACACCUUUACCACCUUUACAGACAUUCUUAGAUGAUCCGCUACGAGUGCUUCGUCUCAUUAGGUUUGCUUCUAGAUUCGGGUUCUCAAUCGAUCCUGAAACUUAUCAAGCCAUGCAAGACCCGGACAUCAAUAAAGCUCUGGGAUUCAAAAUUUCUCGUGAGCGAGUGGGCAUCGAAGUCCAAAAAAUAUUACAAGGACCAGAUCCUUUACGUGGGCUGAAAUUGAUUCAGAAAGCAGGUCUAGACAAUGUCAUCUUUUACUGGCACAGCGACCCUGUGGUGAUUGAAUACAAUGCUCAAAUGACCGAAAUGAGUGAACAUAAUCAGGCUUACGCUAAUUUGAACAAACACAUCGCACAAGUGCUCGAAAAGUUGCCGUUUCUUAUCGAAAGUCUGCCCAAAUUAGCACAACGCUGGGAAGAAAGUACUAUUUUCAAGCAAAACUUUAUCCUGAGCGUUUUGCUGGCACCAUUCAGGGGCACCAGAAUCGUUUGGAACCCGCAAAAAGCGCUUAAACGUGAAAUAUCGCUAUCUGAGAGUAUCGUGAAAGAUGGGUUAAAGUUGGGUAAAAACGACUCAGACUUAAUUGGAAGAUGUGUUGAGACGCAUCUUGCAUAUCACAAUAUGGUACUAGAUUACAGGAGUAUGGCGAGGAGUGAAAUUGGGAUGUUACUGCGUGACUACAAAGGUCAAUGGGAAUUGGCUCAUCUCGCGAACUUGACACUUGCUUUCUGUAAUGAGGAGACGCAUUUGGACAGGUACCAACAAUUUUCAAAAUUCGUUUUUGAACACAAGUUGGAGGACUCACAUUUAUUGAGACCCUUGAUAGAUGGUAAAACUUUAUCGAAACAGCUGGGUAUAAAACCCGGACCGUGGAUGAGCCAUGUCGUCGCAGACAUGAUCAAAUGGCAAUACGAUAAUCCCUCUGGGAGCGAAGACGAAUGUAUGAACUAUGUGAGACAAACUCUUCCAAAGUACGUUUAG
Molecule: messenger RNA, 1560 nt
Organism: Lachancea lanzarotensis
Lineage: Eukaryota; Fungi; Ascomycota; Saccharomycetes; Saccharomycetales; Saccharomycetaceae
Gene: CCA1
Product: LALA0S07e07008g1_1
Exons: 1
Coding region: 1-1560 (519 amino acids)
Biological process (GO): tRNA 3'-terminal CCA addition
Molecular function (GO): RNA binding; ATP:3'-cytidine-cytidine-tRNA adenylyltransferase activity
Source: RefSeq, a predicted model, not a curated record